CUGCGUUGGACACCUUCACUUGCAGCUCGCCUUCACUUAGAAGCUAACACCGCCUCAAGCUGUAACGACGGUCUUUUUACUCUUCUUGAGGCAGAGUUGAUCUUGGAGUUGAUUGACAAUGUUGCAUGAAGUGGGAUUUGCCAUGAGGGAAAUUAAGUGUUUCUGCUUUGCAGUGAUCUGUCGUGGCAAAUGCGUUUCGCCGGGUGCUUGCUAUGGUGUUUAGUGGAAACUUGGCGGUUGCGUGAUAGUUUUGUCCAGUUUGUUGCGGUUUCCUGACAUGGGUAGAGGCGAUUCGAUGUCUGGAGUGGUGGUGGGUUCUCAGGAAGCGCAAGAUGAUGCGGCGCUUCUGUCCACUUUGGGCGUCACUGCUGCCAAUCCCGAUGACAUCGAGCGCACGUUGCUAGCCCAGGUGAAGGAAAAGGCUCGUGAGAGCCAGAAAAAUUUCGUGAAUCUCGAUGAAGAGGGGGAAGCAGAGGAACAGGAUGACUAUGGCGAAGAUUCCCAUACAGUUCUCCGACACCGCUUGCAGAAGCAGUUGGUGGCAUUGGAUCGGGAGAUUGAGGCUGUUGCCGAUGGAGCACAGGCCUUUCAAACCACAGUGGAUGAGGCAGCAGCCGAGACCUCCGGAAUUGAUAGAGAUGAGGAGCAGAUGUUGGAAGAGAAGGAAGAUGAAAAUUCUGGUGGUGCCGUCCUAAGAGGCGCCGCUCUGCACCAUGCUCUAGCUAAGGAUCGGCUGAAGAGUUUGCUGAAGAAGAAAAAAGAUAUUAGAGCCCAGCUUAGAGCUUUGAGCAAACAGGAACAGGAGGAUGCAGAUGUCAUACGAACCCUCGUUAAAGACACAUCUCUGGUUGUGAAUGCGAAAGGAAAGGGGAAGAAGAAAGUGGAUAUGGAGGCGGCUCCAUCACCGAACCCUGUGAAGAAGGCGGUUUCCUUCAUUGAGGACGAUGACUUUGGUGCGGCGUUGGAUGCUGCAUCAGGAUUGAUGGAAACUGAACGUGACAGGCUGAUCCGCACAGGUAUGCUCACACCAUUCGAUAAGGUGAAAGGUUUUGAGCGCAAGGUCCACAGAGUUCCGAAGGCUGAAAGUGAAGAUGAGCUUCGCGCUAGACAAGCUGCCGCUAACUUGGCGUCAUCCCUGGCUGCCUCUGCUAUGUUCAGGCCUACGAGCAGAUUGCUAGAUGCUUCUGAACUUCCAAGUCAGGAGCCUCCAAUGCGAGAAUUUCGACGGUUGCGAACACCUUUGAAAACAGUCCGUCCAGAAUCUGAGGAAUGUCAACGUCAAGCUAAAAAGAAAAGCGACAAGAGACCGAAGCGGCCACAAGUUGAUAAGAAGUGGAGAAAGAGGCCCGACGAGAGUGACGAAGAUUUCGUGGUGGAUGAAGAGGAUGAGAGCUGGAGUGAAGGUGAAGAAGGUCGUCCAAAAAAACGCUCCAGGCGAAGCAAAGCUAUGCCGAAGCAAGACCCUGAGGAUGAAGCCUCAGCUGAAGAGGAGGGCCUAAAUGAAGACGAUGUGGUACUCGAUGGUGGGCUGAGGAUACCUGCUAAAAUUUAUAAUAAGCUCUUCGACUAUCAAAAGACUGGAGUGAAAUGGCUGUGGGAGCUGCAUUGCCAAAAAGCAGGAGGUAUUAUCGGGGAUGAAAUGGGCUUGGGAAAAACUAUUCAAGUCUUGGUAUUUCUAGCAGGUUUACAUAAUAGUGGAAUGUAUACCCCUAGCAUUGUCGUUUGUCCUGUGACGCUCCUCCGCCAGUGGAAGCGAGAAGCAAAGAAGUGGUAUCCUGCUUUCAACGUUGAGAUUCUCCACGAUUCCGCUGUUGCAUCGCAGAAAAGCAGCAAUAAGAAGAAACGCAAGCCUAAGCGAGGUUCUGACGAGGAGUUUGAUGAGGAAGAAUCUGAUUACAGCGAAAACGAACAGGAGAAGCCUGUGAAAGUGAAGAAGGAUAGGUGGGAUGGUAUGAUCGACAGGGUGGUCGAUUCUUCAGAUGGCAUUAUUCUGACGACAUAUGAACAACUGCGCAUCGUCAGGGAUAAGUUAUUGGACAUCAAUUGGGGCUAUGCCAUCCUGGAUGAGGGGCAUCGCAUAAGAAAUCCUGAUGCAGGGACCACUUUGAUAUGCAAGCAGUUGCAAACAGUUCAUCGAAUCAUCAUGACGGGCGCUCCUAUACAGAAUAGACUUACGGAAUUGUGGUCUCUCUUUGACUUUGUGUUUCCGGGGAAGCUUGGGGUUUUGCCAGUAUUCCAGGCCCAGUUCUCGUUACCUAUAGCAAUUGGUGGCUAUUCCAAUGCCACUCCACUUCAGGUGUCAACUGCUUAUCGAUGUGCUGUUGUUCUUCGUGAUUUGAUAAUGCCAUAUUUACUGCGGCGGAUGAAGUCAGAUGUUGAUGCUCAUCUUCCAAAGAAGACUGAGCAUGUUUUGUUCUGUAGUUUAACAAAGGACCAGCGGUCAGCCUAUCGUGCAUUUCUUGCCAGUUCUGAGGUGGAGCAGAUAUUUGAUGGCAAUCGGAAUUCUCUUUUUGGAAUCGAUAUCUUGAGGAAGAUUUGUAAUCACCCCGAUCUCUUGGAGAGGGAACACAGUGCCGGGCAUCCUGAUUAUGGAAACAUUGAGCGCAGUGGAAAGCUGAAAGUACUUGCGCAAGUCUUGGAGUUAUGGAAAACUCAAGGCCAUAGAGUGCUUCUCUUUACGCAAACACAGCAAAUGCUGGAUAUUGUCGAGAACUACGUUACUUCGAAGGGGUACGUAUAUCGUAGAAUGGACGGGAAUACCCCAGUCAAGCAGCGAAUGCAAUUGAUAGAUGAGUUCAAUGAAGGUGAUCAUGUAUUUAUCUUUAUACUGACCACCAAGGUGGGAGGCCUUGGAACAAACUUAAUUGGAGCCAAUCGUGUGGUUAUCUUUGAUCCCGAUUGGAACCCUUCGACAGAUAUGCAGGCCCGGGAACGCGCUUGGCGUAUAGGACAAAAGAAGGAAGUAGUUAUUUACCGGCUGAUUACUCGGGGGACUAUUGAAGAGAAAGUCUACCACCGGCAGAUUUACAAGCAUUUUCUAACGAAUAAGAUUCUCCGUGACCCACAACAGCGCCGCUUUUUUAAGGCGAGGGACAUGCGAGAUCUCUUCACACUGCAAGAAGAGAAUGCUGCAACAGAAACUUCUACUCUCUUUGCAGAAGUUGGUGGUAGCAUCCAGCUGGAGGAUGAAGAGAGUGAGAACGUGGGCAAAGAUGUGCAAGACUCAGGAAGUAAUAGAAGGCAGAGAGGGACGAAAAAGGACUCACAAGAGGAGGCGUUGAAUAAGCACAGACCGGAACAGGAUAACAGUCAUAACUCAGAAGAUGGAGAACCACAAGAAGAGGAGUCGAGAAUAUUGAAAAACCUUUUUGAUGCGAAUGGCAUUCAUUCAGCUAUGGAUCAUGAUGCAAUACUUGGAAUACACGAAUCUGAGAGGGUCAUGAUUGAUCACGAAGCAAGCCGAGUUGCUGAGCGAGCAGCGCUUGCAUUACAGCAAUCACGGAGGUUGCGUAGUGCGGACAAUGUUUCCGUGCCUACAUGGACUGGCCGUUCAGGGGUCGCUGGUGCUCCUGCCACUGUGCGACAAAGGUUUGGUUCUACUGCGAAUGCACGCUUGGUUGCAUCUUCAUCACAAGGUCAAACAAGAUCCGAGGAAAGUGGUAAUCAGCCUGCAAUUGGGAUUUCUGCGGGUUCUUCUGCUGGCAGGGCUUUCACCUCUGCUGACCUACUUGCCAGAGUUCGAGAAAGAAAACUCGAUACUCCAGGUACAAGUGGGAGCGUACCCAAUGCAAGUCCUAGUACUAGACCUACUACAAGUAGACCACCUUCUGGUCCAGGAAGAAAUGGAGAAAUACCAGUACAACCAGAAGUUCUUAUUCGACAGUUGUGCACUUUUAUUCAAAGGGAAGGUGGGAGUGUGGCAUCUUCCCACGUCGUUAACCAGUUUAGAGACCGUAUUUCGAGUCGUGAUGUGCCCCUGUUUCGGCAGCUUUUAAAACAGAUAGCAGUUCUGCAGAAAGGAUCGCUGGAGUCAAAGUGGGUUUUGAAACCAGAAUACCAAGAACGUUGAGAACCUUUUGCCACAUUACUUCAUCUCUUCGCGUGGUUGUC
Physcomitrium patens is the source of this 4110-nucleotide messenger RNA. RefSeq names its product DNA excision repair protein CSB. Lineage: Eukaryota; Viridiplantae; Streptophyta; Bryopsida; Funariales; Funariaceae. Gene Ontology annotation, molecular function: ATP binding; ATP-dependent activity, acting on DNA. Gene Ontology annotation, biological process: transcription-coupled nucleotide-excision repair. The record is from RefSeq and is a predicted model, not a curated record. Gene Ontology annotation, cellular component: nucleus.